AAUCUCUCGCCCACCCGGGUAACCGUUUCAGUCGAACGUUGACGUUCGCCGUGCAAGCAGCUCUGAAAGCGAAGGGAAAGCAAACAUCUUCCACAUCUUUAAGCGAGUGUGUCAUGUGUUUGUGUGUAUGCAUUUUAAGGACCUAAACCGUGAUUAGGUGCGAAAUCGAGGGUCCAUUGUGUGUGCGUGCCUUGUGCGAGAUCGUGGUGGUAUAUGGGAUGCGUACAAGCAGCGGCUCCCGUACGGUUGGCGGAGUCGAACGAUUAACCUAGAACUAAAACACGUGGAUUGAAAGAAACGGAAAUAUUUCUUUUCCCGAAAGCGAAAUUGACGUUAAUUACAGUGCUUUUAGUGAGUGUCUUUUCGGUUGUUGUUAGAAGUGUUCGAACUAACUUUCGUGAGCGAAAAGAACUAGAACAAACAUUUGUCGUAGCGCGGUGCUAUAACACCUUCAUCUGCAGCUUCAUCCUCAACGGUCUUAUCAACGGGAUCAAACGGCACAUCAACGUGCUCAACCCGACCUAGAAAGUGCAUCUAGUGCUAGGUGCAGAGAAAAGAAUCGAAAAAAAGGGAAACCAGCACAAAAUCGUUAAAAAUGAUAUUUCGACCACUCUUACUGCUCGGUGUACUGCUGACGGUGGUGAUCGUUGUGGCGGCGAAGGACGCUGGUACGGCCGAACGGAAGCUAAACAUCGACCCGGCCCUGCGCAAAGCGCUCCUGCGUGCCUUACGCCACCUGAAGGAACGCCAGGAGGAGGAAAAGCAGGAACAGCUGUUGGGCGAUGCUAACACUACGGAGGAAAACUUUGCGACCACCAUCUUGGAUGAGCUGCUGGAGGAAAGCACUGUGGCGGAUAGUGAUGCACGAGUGCGCGAUACGUCCGGUGUAGAUUAUCACACGUUCGUGGCUAACGCACAGGAGGAUGACCGUGACACGAUCGAGGGUGAGGUGGAACAGCGUGACACCGGUGCGGUAACGAUCGGAUCGUCUGAUGCGAACGAAAUCAUCAAGACUAUUAUUAUCGCGAAACCGAAGGCAACGCUUACUGCACCGAAGCUGGAGUCGGAAAACGAGAUCGUACCACCGGUAGAACAGAGUACGGCAGGUACGACGGAUGUACCACUGCCAGUUACUAGCAGCACUACACAGCAACCGCCAGUUUCAACGACGACGGGUAUCCCCGUACCGACAACGCCCGCCCCAACGCACAACGAGGACGGCGAAAACAUUGAGCAGGUAAAGUCGGAAGAUGUGAAGAUAUUCCAGGCACCGCUCGUAGCUGCCUUUACCGUGCAGCAGGACCAGCUCGGAGUACCGCGCAACGUUAUCCCACUGCUCCAAACACCUCCCAAGCAGAAAUCUCCCGGUGCGACAGACUUUAAACCCUCUCCAGUAAUCUUACCGGUUAGUGCGGCCGCAUCUGCCCCAGCCCCAUCCCCUGUUGCCACCGUACCCCUACUGCAGAUCCAAGCAGUCCCAUCGACACAGCCACUGCUAGCACCGCUAGCACCACCGUCCGCCAUCAGCCUGAGCACACGCGCAUUGGAGGAAAAGACGCGCCAGCUCGAACAGCAGCUCUUUGCACUGCAGAACCAGCAGCGUGCCCAGGAGCAGCUGCUGCGCGCCAAGAUCCAACAGGAGCAAGCCAUCAUACAGCAACAGCAGCAACAGCUCCAGCAGCAGAAGCAACGUCUGGAGGAGGAGACACGUCUGCGCAUUCAGCGGUUUGAGCAGGAGCAACGUCUCUUCCGCCAGCAGCAGGCACAGUUCCAGCAGCAGCAACAGUUCCAACAGCAACCACCCUCCACGCAACAGUUGCCUCCGUUCAAGCCGCAACCACUGCCGCUGCAACAGCAACCCCUGCAGCAACAGCAGGCUCCACAACCAACCUUCGUCCAGGAGUUGCCCCGUCCCGGACCGGCGGUACAGUUCAUACCGAGUGUUAGCUUACCGGGCGGCAAACCAAUACCGAUCUCGGUGGAGCAGCAGCUUCCCUUCAAGGAAGCUGUCGACUUCCAGCCGCAACAGCCGCCACAGCAACAGCAGCAGGUGUCGCAACAGGGACCCAAAACGACCACCUCCGUCGAGCAGGUGAAAGCCAUCAGUCAACCGCCCCAGCUCGCCCGCGAACAGGCACUCCCGCUCAAACCCUUCCAGCCGUUCAAUCUGUUCCCCGUGCUGCCACCACUACUGAUUGGGCCGAACCCGUUCGAUCAGCAGCAGCUGCCACCGUUGCAGCAACGCAACCGUGUCUUCCGCCAGGAACCGGUCACCGGGAACUUUGGUCUAAAUGUAGGACCUCCACAACAAGCACCGUUCCGCCCAUCGCAACCGCUCGCAUUCAAUGGGCAAACGUCCGUACCGCUUAGCGAUAGCCAGAAUCUCCAGAAUCUACUAUUCCAGUCUGGUAUCACGUCCCGCUCGGCGGAAGAUUUCAACAUCAUCACGAAGGUGCUCGCCCUGAACCAUGGUAUCCCGCAGGCCUCUUCCCAGCGUAUGUUCGCAAAGCUGAGUCCCGACCAGCAACGGCAACUAUUGUUCCGAAAGUGAGCUAGAACUUACUUCCCUCACCAUCCACCCUCCGUAUCCUUCGUAAUACGCGUUAGCGAGAGCGAUGUAGCUAGGCAGUCUGUGCCCGUGUGAGCACGUGGUGCUCGUAAGUUUGGUUAGCUAACCUCAUCUCUGCCAUAUUUAUUAUUGUCACAGCUGUCGGCGGUGCUCGACUCGCAAGGCCAGCCGUAGUUGUGUGAGUGUGUGUUUUUUUUCCUCAUAUCGUUCAUUUCUUUCGUUUCCUUUCUUUUCUCUAUAUCUUUAUAUUACUAUCAUUCACCUUUCGCUGAGAUUUGCCACAAAGGUCAGUCUAACAUUGGCCAAUCUUCACAGAUGUCUAGCAACUCACCACGCAUCGGGAACGUUGAAGUGUUCCUCUACUUCAAAAUUUCACCACACCAAAUCUCUCUUCGCUCUCCAUCAUUCAUUCAUUCGCAGUGUAAGGAAUAAUAGUACGUACUGCGUGUUGGCGUUAAAGCAAAUUUGAACCACUUUAAGGAUGGUAGCUAAUAAGAUGUGUAACCCUUGGGCGCAUACCGCACUGGCGGUUGCGUUUUUUGGGCAUCGUAGAAUCGCAGUCAGGUUUGCUUAGGAGAUUAUUAAGUAGUUCUUUAAUAUUGUAUUGCUCGCCGGUCGGUUCAAUCGAUCGGGAAUUCUCUCAAAUAAAUGGUACUUUAAAUAAGA
This is a messenger RNA of Anopheles funestus (African malaria mosquito), 3235 nucleotides long. RefSeq lists its product as uncharacterized. The transcript has 2 exons. NCBI's taxonomy places the organism in Eukaryota, Metazoa, Arthropoda, Insecta, Diptera, Culicidae. The record is from RefSeq and is a predicted model, not a curated record. The coding region runs from base 596 to 2551 and encodes 651 amino acids.